GUGAUCAAAAAUUUGCUACAAUGUCAAAAAAUUGUUGACCAACUUACUUUUGAAGAAAAAAAUACAACAUUCGCACAGAAUUUGCCCUGAAAAUUGAAACUUCAAUCUCAAAUGUCAAGCUAUUCCAAACAUAUGUGCCUGUAACUAACUCCCAAAAAAAAAACAANAAAACAAAAAAAAAAAUUGAAAGCGAAAUUAUUAGUAAAUACAGGUUAAAUGAAACAAAAUGAAGUAACUGAUUAUUUGAAGUUUCAGAAGCUUGUAUGGUAAAAUGAUUCUUUAAGCGAUAUUUACCAGAGCUCAAAUUUUUGUUACACAUGGAUUUAAAAAAAAAAAAAAAUCAGCGAAAAUGGUAGGAAAAUUCCUUUUUAUCUUUUAAAGAUAGUGGAUUGGCAUUAAUUUUAUAUAAAAGAGGAGGAGAGUAUCUAAAGUGUUGAUGUUGCUUUAAUCUGCACAUAACCAAUUUGGAAGAGUACUCAAGCCUUUGACUAGUGAGGACGUGUUUUUUCUCUGAUCGACCAAUGCCGUAUCACAGAACAGCGCACUGCGGAAAGGUUUUCCCUUCCGGCCGCUCUCAAGUACUGCCAUUUGAUGAGUCAUCGUUAGAUGAUAUACUUGCUAACUGCCGGAUUCCCCCGCAAUAUAAUUCACCCGGAAACUUAGAGAAGUCUGAAAUUGAAGCCUUCUAUCUACAGUUUCCCUUAGAGGAACUGUACAAAAUUGAUGACUCUUUCCGAUAUUUCUACAGAAAGUAUCCUACUUUUGAUAGAUCUCAUCAACGUUACAUCACUCAAAGGAGUGAAAUUGCCCACUACAUCAUGUACAGAUUAAGCAGGCAGAAACAGGAGGAGAUGGAAUUAGCAAAGAAAGAAGACCCAAUUCCCAUAGCUCAAACAACUGAGAAAUUGGUCACAACCAAUGCUACUGAACCUGACCAAUACUUGGAACCUAGUGAGGAGCCUUCGGCCUCUGAGACAAAACCCCAGACAGAAAAUCCUAAGGAACCACCUAUCAGAAAGAGAAAGAGGAAUAAUAAUAAGAACUCAACUAAUGUAGACUCAACAAAGCAUACUAACUGUUCUUCUGACCCUCUAACUUCGCCAGUGAAACCGACUCCAGUCCCGAUGGAAACUCCGGAGGAGAGCACAGAAAAAGUCCCAGAGCCAUCCACAAAUGUUCAUAAAGCUCAACCUCCCAAGAACCUAAAAGUUCUCAUCCGAGGGCUUCCUUUGUACGGACUUUAGUACGGACAAUAUUUCCCUUGAAUUAGGGAAACAGAAUUUAGAAAUACUGAAAGUUGUUCAGUUAAAAAAGGAAGUGGGCGGGGCCUAUAGGCCACUCCCACUGUUCCUCCUCAUCAUAACAGAGAUGAGAACUACAUGAAGAUCUACCAUAUCGAAUUCAUUAAGGACUUUCCGAUUUGUGUAGAGAAAUUUCAUGGCGGCCGGUGGCCGAUACAGGGUUUUAGAUGUGAAGGCUACGGACACUCUCAGCGUGCCUGCACUUCCGAUCCAAGAUGUAUGAAGUGUGCCGAAGGGCACUACUCAUUCCAGUGCAAAAAAAAGCAAGAACAAACCGCCUACCUGCUGCAAUUGCAGUAAGGAUCAUACCUCGAACUUCUCUGGGUGCGAGGUCAGGCCCCAGGAGAAAAAGAUUCAACAACAAAGUUUCAACUACAGCUACCUCAGCUCAUCGUUUGAUUACACUAAUGAAAGAGUUACGAGAACUUUUGAAAAAUUAGGAGGCACUCAGCCUUCUUCAGACACUUCUUCAGGGGAAUACCCCAUCCCAAUGAUGAUUUUCUUCAGUGCAACGCAGGUCCAACAUCUGCAAUGAACUUAUAUUGUGUAGAUAUCUUACAAAUAUCUUGUGAACUUAGGACAUUAUAAUUUAGGACUUACUAGAUUCGAUGAAUCGGUUAGAAGCGCUUCGUGCUUAAUGCCGAGAUAACACCUAUUUCCAGCAUUCCAGCAUGGAACAGAUGCCCAUUGAAUGGGAUGAUGGUUUUAUCUGCUUAAUCUACAAAAAGGGAGAUUUGAUGGAUUGUAAAAGUUAUAGUGGAGGAGAUAAACAGAGGGCUCGCUAAGGCAAUGAAUGCCCUUUCAUGUGAAUGAUUAUGACUUUGAAACUGUUGAUGAAUUUAAAUAUUUUGGGACUACUGUUACCUGCAAAAAUGUCACAAAUACUGAAAUCAAUAGCCGUUUAGCAAUGGAAAACAAGUGCUACUUUGGUUUAAAACGCCAACUAAAAAGUGAAUUUCUUAAAAGACAAAAAUUAACAUAUACAAAACACUCUUAUGGCCUGCGAUCCUAUAUGGUAGUGAGUGCUGGACUCUUAAUAAAAAAGAGAACAAAUUGCUGAUAUUUGAGAGAGGGAUACUAAGAAGAAUAUUUGGUGCAGUCUAUGAGAAUAACAAAUGGUGCACCCUUUACAAUCAUGAGUUAUAUAAAACAGGCAUAGUUCAUGUUAUUCAGGCCAAUCGUAUUCGAUGUCUGGGACACCUUUAUAGAUCUAAAGACCAAAACCCGGCAAAAAAGUUAAAAAAAACAUUUCUAACCAUAUUUACCAACCUUUUUUUUAAACCUGGUUUAGAAAAGAAACUUUUUUUUAAACCAGAAGGUACAAGAAAAAGGGGUCGUCCACCGACUAGGUGGCUGGACGCAGUUGAGAGGGACCUAAAGAUAAAAGGAAUAACUAACUGGAAGACCAUGGCACAGAAUAUAUUAAGACGGCAAAACUUAUUGGGACAGCCUUGGCCUGCCAUAGGCUGUAGUGCCCAAGAAAAAGAAGACGAAUCAACUUGUUGUGAAAACUAGGAAGCAUAUGAAAAAGGUGGACUAAUGGGAAACCAGAUCACAUAUCUGCUUAGUAACUGGACUAUUUCUUCAUUUAAAUUUGAUGUAUCCCAACUGUAAAAUGACACUCAGUUCUGAUGCAUACAUUACACCAUACCAACAAGUAUAUGGACAACUGCUUAACAAUUCCGUAGAGAAAAUAACUGUUAAGAAUUGAAUUUUCCUCUGAAAAAUAACUAAUACUGAAACUGUGCACAAAAUGUGCAACAAACCUUUCGAUUGUCUGAUAAAUUGUCUGACACGACUAACAUAUAACUUUAGUUUUUCUUCUCUAUAAACAAUAGUGGCAAUCUAUAAACUUCUGACUAAAUAAUAGUGUAGAAUGUCGAAUAACAGAAACAAGGAAAUGGGGGUGAUUAGAAAUAAACAAACUUACCGAAGAAAGAUGUUUUAGUUUAUUUAUUACGUUCCUAUUUGUUUUAAAAGCUUGUGAUUAUUUGCGAAUUUUUAUUGAAUCGUUUUUAUGUAAGUAAGAUGAAAACUUUGUUAAACUUGCUUUGCUGUUUUUAUGGAGGCUUGUUCUAAAAGUAAUUUAUCGUUCAUUGUUAAUUUACAUGCAUACUUCAUCUGUAGUAUGCAUGUAAAGUGACAUUUGUCAUUUUGAUCAGUAAUAUAUAAACAUUAUUCUUUUUGCUGCAAAAUAACUGUAUUUUUAAAAAUGAAUUAUGUUGAUAGAUAAACAUUUUAAGAAAUGUAUAGCUCAAUUUUUUCAUUUAGUCUUAGUUUAAAAUCUGCAGCCAGUUAGAUCAUUAUAUAUCUUAAAUGUUUUAUAGUUUUAAUCAAUUUAAACAAAAGAAAAUCCAUUUGUCC
Parasteatoda tepidariorum (common house spider) is the source of this 3665-nucleotide messenger RNA. Lineage: Eukaryota; Metazoa; Arthropoda; Arachnida; Araneae; Theridiidae. The record is from RefSeq and is a predicted model, not a curated record.